AUGAGUGACCAUUCCAAGCGUAUCACCUCGCAUAUGAACAAAGACCAUCAAUUGGCCUUGGUGGACUAUGUGGUGGUUUAUGGUAAAAUUCCAGUUCACCAGCUCGAGCCAUCAAGUGUCCAGAUGACAGCUGUGGAUGAGAAAUCCCUUACUCUUUCUUACAAGAGAAAUGCUGCCUCUGAGGAGAUUGUGCUUGUAUGGAAUGAACUUGCAGAUGACGACAAGAUUGAGGUCAAUGGCUUUAUGGAUAUAAAGGCGAAGUUGAUCUCCAUGGCCAAGUACGCAGCACGGGUUCAGGGUUAUUCCCAUAAGCAGUUGAAGAAGGUUGUUUUACCUAAUAGACCACCUCAGGUAUUCAUGUACCUUGUUGCUAUCGUUCUCGCUUUGGGUUCAAUUGACAAGUUUUGGGUCAGAAACAUCAUUAACAAUGAUGCUUUCUUGUCUCUGUUGACCUCCCGUGCUCCGGCCUUUUUGAAAUCGGCCGGCUCUUUCCUUGAGGACCACGUAAGAACUAUCGCAAUUGCCAUGUAUGCUAUUCAUCUCGUUGAGAUUGCCAUUGUCUCGUUGCCCAAGUUGAAGGCCUACAGAGCUUCGGGUCCAAGGAAAUUAGCAUGGACUACGAUGCACUUUUUAGAGGGUUUUCUUAUCUUUAAGAGGCUCAAUAAGGCUUUAGAAGAUGCCCAUUAA
Molecule: messenger RNA, 687 nt
Organism: Candidozyma haemuli
Lineage: Eukaryota; Fungi; Ascomycota; Pichiomycetes; Serinales; Metschnikowiaceae
Exons: 1
Coding region: 1-687 (228 amino acids)
Source: RefSeq, a predicted model, not a curated record